Brienomyrus brachyistius is the source of this 1455-nucleotide messenger RNA. It is a transcript of the gene sod2, whose product is annotated as superoxide dismutase 2, mitochondrial. Gene Ontology annotation, molecular function: metal ion binding; superoxide dismutase activity. Lineage: Eukaryota; Metazoa; Chordata; Actinopteri; Osteoglossiformes; Mormyridae. Gene Ontology annotation, cellular component: mitochondrion. The record is from RefSeq and is a predicted model, not a curated record. The transcript is spliced from 5 exons. Bases 660 to 1190 code for a protein of 176 amino acids. Gene Ontology annotation, biological process: superoxide metabolic process.
UUGAAAGUGUGCUGCACUUCAUAAUAAAUGCUGGAUAGAGAACUCUUAAUGGAAGUUACCUUAAUGGGUGUACUCCCGGUAAUGUCUUAUUGCUAAAUAACCUUAGUUCUGGUAAAUAGACGUAAAACCGAUGAUUAGCGAGCUGCGUAAUUAGUUCCGUUCAUUAUCUGAAACCGCAAAAUAGGUAGUAAACUCAGUAUUUACAGUUUAACGUCUGUUAUCUAAGCACCUCACCGGACAGUAGCGUUGCACCACUUUCAGUAAUAACUAACCAAACGUGCGACUUCUACAUAUUAUAACAGCUAGUGAUUUGCGUAGACAGAUUCCCGGACUACCGAAACUGUGGUCAGUGUCAAUUUUCAUUCGAAUACUGAUAAUCUCUCCUAAUAUUUACCGGUGUGAUCGGAAACCCCGAUAAAGUGCCUGGCUUUACACGUAAUAAAAAUGCGCUAUUAAAAGGUUGGAAUGGUUAAGAUGUCCCGGCGACAGUUCGACAAGAGUGCUGAAGAGGAAAUCCCUCGACCGACUGCCCGGUUAAAGACUGGUAUUCCUUCUGUCUGCGACCUGCCCUGAGCUACCUGGCAUCUAGGCAGAAGCACUCGCUCCCCGAUCUUACCUACGAUUAUGGGGCCCUGGAGCCCCACGUCAGUGCUGAGAUCAUGCAGCUGCACCACAGCAAACACCACGCCACUUACGUCAACAACCUCAACAUCGCCGAUGAGAAGUACAAGGAGGCGCUAGCCAAGGGUGACAUAACGACCCAGGUGGCUUUGCAGCCAGCCUUAAAGUUUAAUGGCGGCGGGCACAUCAACCACACCAUCUUCUGGACGAACCUUUCCCCAAACGGUGGCGGGGAGCCACAAGGGGAGCUGUUGGAAGCCAUAAAGCGGGAUUUUGGCUCCUUUGAGAAGAUGAAGGAGAAGAUGUCUACAGCUUCAGUUGCUGUGCAGGGCUCUGGAUGGGGAUGGCUGGGCUUUGAUAAGGAGAGUGGCCGCCUGCGGAUUGCAGCCUGCGCCAACCAGGACCCCCUUCAGGGGACAACAGGCCUGAUUCCGCUGCUUGGCAUCGACGUAUGGGAGCAUGCCUACUAUCUGCAGUACAAGAACGUGAGACCAGACUACGUGAAAGCCAUCUGGAACGUGGUGAACUGGGAGAACGUGAACGAUAGGCUCCAGGCAGCAAAGAAAUGACUGUGAUCUAUCAAAUGGGCAACGCUGCAGGCUGAGCAAUCCACUGUAGAGCACCGUGACCUUCCCUGACCCAUCUGAAGACCGGUCCUCCCUGAACCUACACGACCCAACAUAAUCCAUCCAGUAUAUUUCUCAUGAGAGAACAACGGCAUCAGCUGCUUGGCGAAAAUGAUUCUGGAGUGCUUUUUGUCAGGCUGACAAGCAGCAGCAACUGACAAAGGUUUAGUUUUUGUUCGUUUGUGUAAUUAAAAUUAUUUGAAACUGA